Molecule: messenger RNA, 345 nt
Organism: Podarcis lilfordi (Lilford's wall lizard)
Lineage: Eukaryota; Metazoa; Chordata; Lepidosauria; Squamata; Lacertidae
Source: the annotation of a GenBank genome assembly
AUGGGUAGCUUCUCUUUCCAAAACACCCAGAUAUCUAAUUUCAGAAAUACUGGAAUGAGCAGCAUCCAUGAAAGGAUACACCAAUUGGGAUCACCACCACCACACACACUAACGUAUUAUCAGCAAUCACAAUUCUGCAAGUGCAUUUGUGUAGCCAAACUGCUACCUACCACCCAUGCAAAAGAGGUGGAACUUGUUCAGAGGAACUAUGCAAAAGAACAAAAGUCUUUAAGAAAAACCCUAAAGGGAGCAAAACCCACCCAGACAGCCCAGUGUGGACCGAGCAUAUUCUGCAAUCAUGGAAUGCUAAUGGAGCAGAAUGUGUGGGCAUCUGCAAGAGAAUGA